This is a messenger RNA of Tuber aestivum (summer truffle), 165 nucleotides long. Lineage: Eukaryota; Fungi; Ascomycota; Pezizomycetes; Pezizales; Tuberaceae. The record is from the annotation of a GenBank genome assembly.
GAGUAUAAGGACUUUGGAGACAUCUUUAGUCAAGAGAGAAUAGAUACGUUACCGGAACAUACAAAGUAUGAUCAUAGAAUUGAUUUAAUUCCCGGGAGUACGCCUCCAUUUGGGCCUAUCUAUCCGAUAUCAGAGAAGGAGCGAAAAGCGCUCCGUGAGUUCAUA